Symbiodinium necroappetens is the source of this 4010-nucleotide messenger RNA. Lineage: Eukaryota; Dinophyceae; Suessiales; Symbiodiniaceae. The record is from the annotation of a GenBank genome assembly.
GUUCGACCCUCCGACUCAGGACUCGUUAGUCCCUGAGGAGCCUGUCCCAGACAGGUUGGUCGUCUCAUGGCGUGAUCAGAGGGAAGCCGACCUGUGCAAAGCUUUCUCCAAGUGGACAGUCGUCUUCGAAUCAUGGGAUGCCUCCGAAGUUUCCAUUGCCAAGCAAGUGUCCGAAUGUGUAUCUGCAGUGUCCCGAGAGUCCCUGCUGGGGGACUACCUGGCUCGCAAGGCACCUAGCACAUGCCUUAGGCGUGCAAACAGCAUGUUAAGAUUGAACCGCCGCGCUGCAGGGAGCUCCCUUGUCAUGCCAAUUCGGGAGCCCGAGCUUUACCAGGUCCUUAGGGAUGCCAAAGCAGGGGGAGCUUCGCUCUCCGAACUCAGGUGCAUCAUGGAAGCAGUGACUUUUGUGAGGUACACCUUUGAUGUAGAGCAGUUCAGCGCAUGUGCAAAGAGCCGACGGUGCUGGGGCCUUUCCAGUGCAAAGCGAGCCCAACUUGUGACUAGGGCCGAUCCUAUGAGGGUCGUCGAUGUGCAUGAGUUGCACUCCAUCUUGAACCAUGGUGCUGAUCUGUGGGAUAGGCUCAUGUGCGGUGCAGCACUUUGCUGCAUAUACAGCAGGGGCCGAUGGAAUGACCUGCAGCAUGUUGACAACUGGGUCCUGGAGACUAGCGAAGAUGGGGAUGUCGAGUUUGCAUCAGUGAUGGAACUUGUUGCACCAGGGGCUGGCCUUGAUGAAGGCUGCUGGAUCUCGGAGUUCAUGAAGGUGCGUGAACUUCUUGGUGCAACAUACUCAGAUGGUUUUCCUACCAUGCCGGCGCCUGAUGAAUCGGGUGCCGCAACUGUAAGAGCACUCAGCUCUGGGGAAGCGGGAGCUUGGCUUAGAGCACUGCUGUCUGACCGCGACGGCCUCAGAACCACGACUCACAGUCUGAAGUCCACCUUACUUUCGUAUGCCGCGAAGCGGGGCAUAUCUCAUCUUGACAGGCUCUGCCUAGGUGGGCACUCGCACGGGGCAUCCAUGUCCGAUGUGUACGCCCGGGAUGCUCUCGCCCGGCCGUUGAGGUUAUUAGCUGGCAUGAUCUCAGAGAUUCGUUCUGGUGUGUUCGUGCCGGAUGCUGGUAGGGCUGCUCGCUUCCCGGGUAGGCGAAAUGAGGCUGCCCUCGAAGGUGAUGCGGAAGCUCUUCGGUUAGGACCCCUGAAAGCCUCUGCUAAGUCAGCUGCUCGGGACCUGGGCAAGGGCACGUUUUCCGAUGCCGUCAAAGUCGUAGCUUCGUUGCGGGAGCCCAGCCCCGAGCUCGACAACCAAGAUGAGGCGGAGGGUGGAGAUAUCGAUGGCGUGGACCCUGAAGCAGGCGUCUCCUCGGCCGGGGACUCUGCGUAUGAUUUUGAAUGGCCACCGUUCGUAUACAGUCUGCGGAAGGGCAGUGGAUCCGAGCGGUCCCAUGGCUGCCCCGACGCCGAGUUCAAGUCAUUUGCCGAUGAGGUGUGCGGAGGUGAAGCAUCGAUUGGUCAGGUUAAGCGGCUGCUUCCAGGUAUCGUUAUCGAAGGCGAAAUGGAACCCAGCCACUCGCUGAUCGAUCAUGUUGCGCGCAUGGGCGAGUGUGCAGUGGAGGCUGCACAUUCCACGGCCCUGGAGGUUCAAUGGUGCCUCCAGCGUAGGGGCAUUGCCUUCGUGAUGUGCGGUUUCUUGAAGCACGAGACUCAUGCAAAGUGGGUUUCCCAGAUCCUCAGGGCAGUAUCUUCCGAGGUGCCUCCGGGGUAUGCGUCAGUCUCGCUGCAGCAAGCCCUUCGUGCAGAUUCUGAGAUGUUCCUGCUUCUUUCGAAGGAGGUCUCGAGAGUUAAGCCCGACAGCUCGGGGAUCAUGGAGAUGGACGUGAAAAUGCAAGCCCUGAGGCUGGACCCGCGUGUUACCACUUACCUGCUGCCGCUGCAAAAACCGAAUGCUCAUCCCGUGCCGCCUCCUCCGGAGCCGGAGGGUGCCGACGGCUUGAAGCCGACCAAGCGGCAGAAGAAGAAGGAUCUGAGGUUGAAUGCCCCAGUGAAGGUUGCAAACAUGCCUGAUGAAUUGAAAGGCUGCCCAUAUCCGGCCGAUACAUCGGGUCGGCGAUUCUGUUGGCCGUUCAAUCUUAGCAAAGGUUGCAAUGCCAAGUGCGAAGGGGCGGUUCUGCUGUUCUCACCCGCACAACGAACCAAGCAGUUCGGAUGGUCUUCCAUCUCGAGCUCACGUGAGCAUGAGUUCUCCAUGGAUUCAAAUUCGCAUUCAUUCAAUUUCGAACCAAGAAGCAUUGCCACUCCAGCUCAGCUGAGCCCAGCCGAGUCUCUCGCGUUGGAUUGCCUGCGUGCUGGCAAAUGCGAUAGCCAUGAUUUCCUAGCUCUGUCAAACUUGUUGCCGGGAGAGGCCCCUGCGAGGUCCGGCAAGCCUGUUGGCGACGAGCGCUCUUUUACGACUGGCGCUUAUUGUCACGGUCCCAUGGUUGGACUUCGGCACAACUGCAAAGCUUUUAAGUUUUCCACGUUGCUGUUGACUACAUGUGCAAGAGUUGCCUUUAAAGAUUUGGAUUUCAGCACUGUCGGCCUCUUUAAGAACAUCAAGACAACCCGACAUCGUGAUCGCAACAACUUGAGAAACACCUUGAAUGGAGUGGUGGCCCUGUCAUCCUUCAAAGGAGGAGGCGUACGUUUGCACCGUCCCGAUGGUGCCGAGGACUUGCAAGUCAAUGCCGGUCCCAUCAUGUUUGAUGCAUCCAUAGAGCAUGAAACUUUGGAAUGGUUCGAUGGCCCUCGACUUGUGUUGGUGGCGUUUAGCGUGUCCAAGAUUUCUCAGCUUGACUCGGGCGCCAAGCAAUAUCUGACUGAGGUUGGUUUUCCUUUGCCCCUGGCUGUACCAGCCCAAAGUGCAGCAUCGACUGUACUGCCAGGCCACACCACGUCAGCGACUACAACCAGUUCAGAAGGACUUAUUCUGGAUGUGUUUGCAGGUGAUGCCGUCUUCGCCAAACAAGCCCAGAAAGCUGGAUUCAAAGUGCUUGCGUUUGACGUCAACCCAAAGCGCGUGCAAUUUCCUGUCCAACCGCUUGACAUCACAAAGUCCGAUGAAAUGCAAGUCCUGAAAGAUGUGAUUUCCGAAAACCGCAGCAGUCUUACACUGGUGCAGAUCACCUUGCCGAUGCUUGCCGCUUUCUUUUCCCCGGACCGAGGUUCCAAAGAGUUCGCUGCAUCAUUAACCGCAGCCGUCGUUGACUUGUCGUGGUAUGCCAUAAACUUUUCAGUCGACGUGGCCAUCCUGCACCCGGCAAGCUCAGCGUUCUGGUCUUUUGACAAAGUAACCCAAUUGGUGCAACAUUUGCCUUCAUUGACAGUUCAGUUCCAUCAAUGCAUGCACGGCGGUUCUCAAGAUCGCUUGGCUUCCUGGUGGUCAACUGGUUCUUGGCAUGCUGCCCUCGCCGUGCGGGCGAUUGACCUCCUCGCCGUCGCAACUGGUGGUUCCGCUGCUCCGGCGAGGCCCCUCGUCAGCGAGUUCGCGCGAUACGAUGCUUGGGCAGUACCCUUGGAUUGCACUGCGUUGGACGCCCUCUGCGACAAGUGGUCGUGGGCCCUGUGUUCCGAAUCACCCGAUGAGCCGCAUUCACAGGUGUCUCUUCUGAUCGACAACCUCCUCGAGAGCCCGAUAAGGAAUUCAUGGCCAGAGCACGUCGCCAAAGUCCUUGGGGAUAAAUCCACCGUCUUGCUUGAUGAGCUCCUACACAAGUUCGAUUUUCCUGCCGCCUACUGCCACUCUGCAGGCACAGUUGAAGACCGCCAGGUCGCCCGGGGAUGGUUGUUUGAAGACCCCGAGCCGGCCCUUGAUUCCGUACUCAUUGCUCGCCAUCCGCGAUUCCUUGGUGUAAAUGCUUUACCGUUUGGAGCAACCGGGAGCGUCCCAGGCUUCCUUAGAGACGAGGAUGAAGAAAUCGUAGAUAAGACCGCCUCGACCUUCCUGAAACUCCUUUCUGUCCUCUUUGCAGAGGAAG